Molecule: messenger RNA, 3239 nt
Organism: Vidua chalybeata
Lineage: Eukaryota; Metazoa; Chordata; Aves; Passeriformes; Viduidae
Gene: SLC25A51
Product: solute carrier family 25 member 51
Exons: 2
Coding region: 772-1614 (280 amino acids)
Source: RefSeq, a predicted model, not a curated record
GGCGCGAGGCCGCGCCGGGCCGGGCGCUUGUGGCGCCGCGCUCCCGCUGCCGGUGCGGCCCCGGUGAGGCCCCGGUGAGGCCCCGGUGCGCUCCCGGUGCGCUCCGCUCCGCUCCCGCCAUGGCAGCGCCGCCCGCAGCAGGGUUUGCCAGGUAAAGGUCCCUGCAGUCCUCCUCCAGACUGUCUGGUCCAGCUGCCUCUGUCCACAUCCUUCGGGGCCCUGGGCCUGGCUGAAUUCGACUCGUGAAACGCCUCAGCAGGACGUGGACGUCGGGCGUGGGGGCUGUGCAGAGGAGGCUGCACGGCAGUGGGCUGGGACUCGCACAGAAUUCCUGCACGGCGUCACUGAAGUCAAAAACCCGUGUGGCAUCUGUGCAUCCCCAAAGGUGUGGUUUGUGCCACAGGGAGAGGCAGAGCGCGAGGAUCGGGUUUUGUGACGCUGCUGCACGUGCUUGGUUUGGUUUUGGUUUUCUUAUAGGUUUUUGGGCAGCCUCUCUUCUGUUCGUCCGCACAGUGUUUUGUCAGUGUGAGGCCCAGCCUUUCACUGCUGGAAUUCGUAAUUCCAGGGGAAAUCUAUUCCUGUUUAAAUUCGGAGCAGCGCGGGAGGGGAAGAAGUGCCGCUUUUCCUGGAGGCCUGGACCGUGGGCAGAAAUGGCACCAGAGCUGUCAGGCGUGGCUGUGGGCUGCCGUUCCCCCCGGGCCCCGGGGGCCGUUUGUGGCCGGCUGACGCAGUAGCGGCCGCGGGGCAGCCACGGCCGUCUGCGGCGGCGCCAUGGCUCCGGCCGCCCCCGAGGAGGCGGCGGGCUCCUCGGGCAAGCACUACGUGUGCGGGCUGUGCGCGGCCUUCACCAACAUCGCGGUGACCUUCCCCAUCCAGAAGGUGCUGUUCCGGCAGCAGCUGUACGGGCUGCGCGCGCGCGACGCCGUGCGCCAGCUGCGCCGCGACGGGCUGCGCACGCUCUACCGCGGCAUCCUGCCCCCGCUGGUGCAGAAGACCACCACGCUGGCCCUCAUGUUCGGCCUCUACGAGGAUUUCUCGGCGCUGCUGCUCAGCCAGGCCCGCGCCCCCGAGCUGCUGACGCGCAGCGCGGCGGCCGCGCUGGCCGGCACCACCGAGGCCGUGCUCACGCCCUUCGAGCGCGUGCAGACGCUGCUGCAGGACUACAGGCACCACGACAAGUUCACAAACACUUACCAGGCUUUCAAGGUGCUGAAGGCCUACGGGAUGCGGGAGUAUUACCGGGGACUGGUGCCUAUUCUGCUCCGGAACGGGCCCAGCAACGUGCUCUUCUUCGGGCUGCGGGGGCCCAUCAAGCAGUGUCUGCCCGAGGCCACCUCGUACAGCUCUCACCUGGUCAACGACUUCAUCUGCGGGGGGCUGCUGGGCGCCGUGCUGGGCUUCUUGUUCUUCCCUGUGAAUGUCGUAAAGACUCGCAUGCAAGCUCAGAUUGGUGGCGAAUUUCAGUCCUUCUCCAAAGUGUUGGUGAAGAUCUGGCUGGAACGCGACAGGAAGGUGAUGCACCUGUUCAGAGGAGCCCACCUGAACUACCACCGCUCUGUGCUGUCCUGGGGGAUCAUCAACGCCACCUACGAGUUCCUGCUGAAGCUGCUGUGACCCCGUCCUGCUCGUGGGGCGUCAGCACUCAGCGUCCCAGGGAGCAGUGCCUGUGCGUGUGACAGGUAAUUCCUCCCAGCUUUCCGUAUUUAUGGGGUGAAUGGUGAUGCAUUUAAACCUUGGUGCAAUUAUGAUGAACUUCUUAAAGUAUUCCUUUGCCGGCAGGUGAGUUUACCCAUAACAGAGCUACCAGACAAAUACAAGGUGUAAAAGAGGAAGGAAAAGUAGUCUGUAUCACUCCUAGAAUUGUGUUAGGCUCUGUGAUGGGGUGCACUCCACUGCCCAUGUUUAGAACAUGAGAAUCAAGGAGGAGCUGAAGAAAAACAAUUCCAUUGCCUGAUCAUCUUCCCAGCCUCGAUUUUGGAACUGCAUUUUCAGAUGUUUUGGGGUCCUCGUUGUGUAAAGCUCAAAGGACACGUUCAGAAGGGGAUGACUGAGGUGCAGAGCUCCCAGCUGCACCUCAGCUGCUGCAGCCGCCGCAGGUGCGGCCUGUGGUGACCGUGUCCUCCAGCCGUGGCACUGACCUCAGCCCAGGCUGGACCUCCGUGUGUGUAUGUGUGCGUGUUUGUACGUGUGCCUUCCUGGGAAAAGGGAAAAGUGGAAGGAAUGGGACAGCAAACUCACUAAAGCUUUAAAGUGUCCUUCCUCGUUAAAAAACAUGGACUUUGUUCUGCUUCUUCUGAGGACUUUUUUAUUUUUUAAUUGCUGCUUUUUCUGUUGCCGCCAGCUACAGGAUCAGGGAGGUGUCCCUGUCUGUAAGGCUCACAGGACACUCCAGCUCCUGCAGCUGGUCAAGCACUUCACACACGGCUUCUUGCACUGCCACGUCUUGUCUUUACUCAGCUCCCUCUGUGGAAUUACCAAUCACGAGAUGUUUGUACCCAAAACUCGGGGUUCUGCCUGCUUGGUGUGUUCUGUUAAGGGUUCUGCAACACAAGGGUGGCACAGGCAAGGUGAGAGUCCUGGGUUACCUGCUUCAGUGGAGGUCUGUAGGUAUAGAGGAGAUGAGAAGCCAAAGAUGACCUUGGAAGCAGGGAGGCAGGAAAGGUGGAGUGCUUGGAGACGUGUUUCAGGACUUCUGUAGGCAGACAUUGAAAAGGACUGACAGAAACCUGUGUCUCACAGACACGGGAGGUGAGAGAGAGAAGACUUGAGGCUUUAGAUACAGGGACAGAAGAGCGAGCACAACCCUGAUUUAGAUGAGGGUCCCUACGAAAAGUGUUUGAAUCUCCCUGAGGGCUUCCUCUUUAAUUAAACUAUACAUUCACAUAUAAACCAAAACACUGUGGAUGAUGGGGAGCAGCAAAGCUUUCAGAAACUGCUUUGAAUUUAGUCUUGUCUUAAGUCUUGGAAGGGGCUAUUGCUUUUCUGAAUUUGAGUUUUCCAUUUGCUAAAACUGUCUUCCGAAAUUGAUCCUAAUCAGUGUGUUGUAAUCAUACAGUCCCGAGCUUCAGAGACAGCAGUGGGUGGGCACAAGCACGAGUUCCUGUAUCCCAGUGGUGAUUAUCUCCAUCUAAAUAAAAUGUUUACUGGAUGUUUGUUACUGGCAGAAUCUGAUUUUACCGGUGUACCUUUUUUUUUUUUGUAAUCUCUCCUUGAUGGAAUAAAAAAAAAUCUGCAUCCUG